AUGCGCUGUGAAUGCUUAUUUUUCCUUCUAAUCUAUUCUCUCCGAAUCGACUCAAAAUCCGAUUAUCAAUGGUCCUACGAUCAGGAUUUUUUCAACGGACCACAAUAUUGGGGAAGAGUUGUUAAAGAAUGGUGGAUGUGUGAACGUGGACAAAUUCAAUCACCAAUCGAUAUUCAACCAAAACAACUUCUCUUUGAUUCAUCAAUUAAACCAAUCAAGUUAGAUAAAGUUCAAGUUGUAUCAGAAAUGGUGAAUGUUGGUCAGAUGAUUCGAGUUAGGAUAGGUUAUUCGAGAGCAAGACCGUCUGUGAAUAUUACAAAUGGGCCAUUGAAUGGAUAUCAGUAUAGGUAAGAAACAUUACUUCGUCAGUCGCGUGCGGCUGUGCGUCGCGGUCAAUAAUUUAUAUUUGCUUUGCUUUCCGACCGCGACGCACAGCCGCACGCGUCCGGGAAAAUCGUCUGGAAAAGGGCGUCACGGUGUUGCGCUCUGCAAACAUGCAUACACAAAAGUUGUCCGCUAGAGCGCAUUUUCUUGCUUUGUUUCGUAGGUUAAAUUAAGGCCGUCCGUUUUUUUUAAUAGAAUUUUAUACUGAAACUGGAACCCUUGAGGAGCAAGCAGAGGACCAACCCGUUAAAGGGUUAGUUUCCCCUCAAAAAAAACCGGACGGCCGGAACCCUACGAAACAAAACAAGAAAAUGCGCUCUAACACAAACAAACUUUCUGUAUGUACUUGCAACAUCGUGACGCCUAUUUGCAGACAAUUUUCCACCCUCGCAUAAUUCCAGAGUUUGAUCCGUUUGAUCUCUAAAAAUAGCGAAAGGGCGUGAGAAUUAGGCAAAAAAAACUUUUCUGAGAGAAAAAGCCUUGCUUUCAGAGUUCAACGAAUCGACUUCCAUUUCGGCAACACAACUCACAAUGGAAGUGAGCACACAAUAAACGGUCGAAGAUAUCCAAUGGAAGUUCAACUCGUCGCAUUCAACACCGAUAUUUACCCCAACUUCACGACCGCUUCAAAAAGCCCGCAUGGAAUUGCGAUUCUAUCAAUUCUUGUAGACUUUGGUGAGGAAACAAAUAUGGAACUUCUCAAGAUGACGAUUGCAACAGCUAGUGUGACUUAUAAAGACAAACGGGUGCAAUUGGCUGAAUUUGAGCCGUGGAGGCUACUGCCAAUGACGAGAGAUUUGAUAACUUAUGAGGGUUCUUUGACAACACCUGGAUGUGAUGAAACAGUUACGUGGAUUCUGCUGAAUCAACCGAUUUAUAUCACUAAAGAUCAUGUGAGUAAAAAUCGAGAUUUUUGGAGGAAGUGAGCUUGAAUAUUGGUUUUCAUUCCUAGGACAGACAGGUCCAAGAAAUUUCGAAUGAUAUAAAUUUUUAUGACGUUACGUUACCCAUAGGUGACUUAGGGACACUUAUCCGAUCUGAACAAUUGAAGGUUUUUAAAUCACUCAUGGGUAAAAUUUUUCAUGACGUUACGUUACCCAUAAGUGAUUUAACGAUUUUUAGUUGCUAAGAUCAGCUAAGCGUCCCUAAAUUACUUAUGGGCUAAGAUAUGUGGGCCACCUGUAUGGGCCACAUAUACAUAUGGGUGACGUAAAAUCAUAAAAAUUGAUAUCGUCCGAAUUGUCUCAGACCUGUUUAUCCUAGGAAUAAGAUUAAAACCCAAUACUUCAAGUGACUUGUUCAAAAAAUAUGAAAAUGACAUUUUGUCGAUUUAAAGACAGUUAUGGGGUGAUUCAGGUCGAAAAAAAAAACUAAAAAAAAAAACAUUUUUUUACAAAAAAAAUUCGAUUCAGCAAAUGUCAAAAAACUAUAUUUUUUUCCACACAAAAAUGAGAGAUAUCUCGCAGCGAAAAUAAUUCAAUGAAAAAAAAUGUCAAAAAAUGUCGAGAAAUAGAAAAAAAAUAUAGUUUUUUGACAUUUGCUGAAUCGAAUUUUUUUUGUAAAAAAAUGUUUUUUUUUAGUUUUUUUUUUCGACCUGAAUCACCCCAUUAGACAACUAUAUUUCGAUUUUUCUCGAAGCUUACUGUCAAAAAUUGUUGAACAUGAAAGGAACCCGUAAAAAAUUCCGAGACUGAGAAAAAAAGGGCUGAGAAAAUUCUAUGUUUUCAAAAUUUCAAAUUACCCAAAACGUCCAGCGGAUUGGUGUGUGUGUGCAAACACUGCAACACACUUUUGCGUACAGGAAUAUUUCUGUUCUGUUUGGUUCAAAUAUGUAAAGAGGCUUCGUGGGUGGUCUGGGUUAACCGGGAUAACUGUCCAGUAGCCCUUCCACUUUCAAUAUGUAUAUUUUUCAGUUCUUCGAAUGGUCAAAACUCUACUUCAGCCAAGAGAGUCAAAUAAAAGCACCAAUCGGUCCAAACUAUCGUGCGACUCAAAAAACGAACAAUCGCCUAGUUCGAACCAAUAUUCAACACAAAACCAAUCACAAUUGUAAACUAUCCGUCGGACGUGUAUUCUAUCGUGCCAAUCAGUAUUCGAUGCGAAAAAAUUAG
Molecule: messenger RNA, 2495 nt
Organism: Caenorhabditis angaria
Lineage: Eukaryota; Metazoa; Nematoda; Chromadorea; Rhabditida; Rhabditidae
Source: the annotation of a GenBank genome assembly